This is a messenger RNA of Anopheles merus, 894 nucleotides long. It is a transcript of the gene Adi1, whose product is annotated as 1,2-dihydroxy-3-keto-5-methylthiopentene dioxygenase. Bases 192 to 743 code for a protein of 183 amino acids. The transcript is spliced from 4 exons. NCBI's taxonomy places the organism in Eukaryota, Metazoa, Arthropoda, Insecta, Diptera, Culicidae. The record is from RefSeq and is a predicted model, not a curated record. Gene Ontology annotation, molecular function: acireductone dioxygenase [iron(II)-requiring] activity.
ACCUCUCUCAACUGACAGCAUUCUGGAAAGAACAAUUUUACAGCCAAUUUUCUUAUCAAUAGCCAGCACCAACAAAAAAAAAAAAAAAAACGCGUCUUUGAACCUGCGCGCCACAUUCCUUCGCCAGUUAUCAAUUUCAUCGCCCGUGAAGCUGCUGCUUUUGUUUUCCCUCGUAAAAUCUAGCUCACACAAUGGUGCGUGCCUGGUUUAUGGACAAUGAGCCGACCGAUCAGCGCCUGGAGCACCAGCUCGAUCCGCCCAAGUUCCUGACGCUGGACGAGCUGUUCAAGAGCACCGGGGUGGAAUAUUUUAAGAUUAACAUUCCAACGUACGAUACGGACGGGGUGCUGGGGAAGAUCCGCAACGAUCGGGGCUACUCCUACGAGGACGAAAUCACCUGCUCCGAGGCGUGCUUGCCCGAUUACGCCAACAAGCUGAAGUCGUUCUUCACCGAGCAUCUGCACACGGACGAGGAGAUCCGGCUGGUGCUGGAUGGUUCCGGUUACUUCGACGUGCGCAAUGGUCCGGAUGAUGCAUGGGUACGGAUCGAGGUCGUUGCCGGCGAUUUGAUCAUUAUUCCCAGUGGAAUCUAUCAUCGAUUCACGCUGGACAUGAAGAACUACAUCAAAGCCAAGCGUUACUUUGUUGGCGAACCGGUCUGGCUGCCGUACAACCGUCCAGCAGACGAGAUGGACUGUCGCAAGGAGUAUUUGAAGCGGUUGGAAGCUGGGUUCGCCGCGUAAUGCCUACCUGCGUUUUUAUGAUACGAUCUGAUUUUGUUAACCACCCUCUUCUUCCAUAAAUCCAACUGCAUUCAAUGCAAUAAUUUGUUUAAUAAAUGUUAUACCAUUCCCCGCAACACUGUUGCGUUCGGACGUACCAGCGCCAUUGAAA